This is a messenger RNA of Zalophus californianus (California sea lion), 672 nucleotides long. Its product is annotated as proline-rich protein 18-like. Bases 1 to 672 code for a protein of 223 amino acids. The transcript is spliced from 2 exons. The record is from RefSeq and is a predicted model, not a curated record. NCBI's taxonomy places the organism in Eukaryota, Metazoa, Chordata, Mammalia, Carnivora, Otariidae.
AUGACCGCACGGGCCCCGCCGCCGCCGCCGCCGCCGCCCGGCCGCCCCGCGCGCGCCGCCUCCUCCGCCAGCACUAAGGCCCGGCGCCCGGGGCGCGGGGGCGGCCGCGGGGAGCCGCCCGCCGCGCCCGGUGCAUCCUCCGCCCGGCGCCCGCGCACCGGCGCCCGCCCGCCGCCCAGCCGGCCCUGCGCGUCGUCGCCCGCACUGCCCGCUCGCCCGCCCGGGUCGCUCGGAUCGCCGCCACGCGUGGAGUCACAGCCCCGGAGCCGCCACCGCCGCCGCCGCCGCCGCCGCUGCUGCCGGCGGCCCCUCGAUUCUCGCGGCGCGCCCGGCCAUCUUCGUUCCUCCGCGCGGCCGGCUCCCCCGGGGCUCCUCUGCUACCCACUCCUCUACCCCCGGGGCCCCCACCUCCUCCUGCUGCUGCUCCUCCGGCUCCCCAGCCGGAGGCUCCUUCUCCCCCAAAGCCGCUGCUCCUCCUCCUUCCCCUCCCGCGGCGCGCGCUCCUCCCUCUUCCCAUUCCACCACCUCCCUCCUCCCUCUUCGCCGGGAAACCGCGCGGGGGCCAGGAUGGGCGCCGCCGCGUCCGUCCGCCCCCGGGCCACCGCGGAGAGGAAGGAGGGCCGGGAGGUCGGCACCCCACCCGAGCUGCAGGCGCGGCCCGCCUGGGGCUGA